Messenger RNA from Oryzias latipes (Japanese medaka), 1159 nucleotides. RefSeq names its product cyclin dependent kinase 1 (gene cdk1). Gene Ontology annotation, cellular component: nucleus. NCBI's taxonomy places the organism in Eukaryota, Metazoa, Chordata, Actinopteri, Beloniformes, Adrianichthyidae. The record is from RefSeq and is a predicted model, not a curated record. Gene Ontology annotation, molecular function: ATP binding; cyclin-dependent protein serine/threonine kinase activity. Gene Ontology annotation, biological process: G2/M transition of mitotic cell cycle; protein phosphorylation; mitotic G2 DNA damage checkpoint signaling.
ACGACAUGAAAUGGUACCGCUUUGAUAUGAGGAGAGGCGCGUUGGCGGACGGACACGCGCCUUCCGGUAACGGCUCGGUUCGGUUUUCCCCCAACCUGGUUUUCAGAUUUGGAGAGGCCUCAGCUGGCCGGUGAAAGUCGGUGGGGGACAGAUGGAGGACUACGUGAAAAUAGAGAAAAUCGGAGAAGGGACAUACGGGGUGGUGUACAAAGGCCGGCACAAGUCCACGGGACAGGUGGUGGCCAUGAAGAAGAUCCGCCUGGAGAGUGAGGAGGAGGGAGUUCCCAGCACCGCUGUCAGGGAGGUGUCGCUGCUUCAGGAGCUGAAGCACCCCAACGUCGUCCGGCUCUUGGAUGUCCUGAUGCAGGAAUCUCGCCUCUACCUGAUCUUUGAGUUCCUGUCCAUGGACCUGAAGAAGUACCUGGAUAGCAUCCCGUCAGGACAGUACAUGGACCCCAUGCUGGUCAAGAGCUACCUCUAUCAGAUCCUUGAGGGCAUUUACUUCUGUCACCGAAGGCGGGUCCUCCACCGCGACCUGAAGCCCCAGAACCUUCUGAUUGAUAACAAGGGCGUCAUCAAACUGGCAGACUUUGGCUUGGCCCGGGCCUUCGGUGUUCCCGUCCGGGUCUACACCCACGAGGUUGUGACUCUGUGGUAUCGAGCUCCUGAGGUCCUUCUGGGUUCCCCCCGAUAUUCAACCCCAGUGGACGUGUGGAGCACGGGUACCAUCUUUGCUGAACUCGCCACCAAGAAGCCCCUGUUCCACGGAGACUCCGAGAUCGACCAGCUCUUCAGGAUCUUUAGGACUCUGGGGACCCCCAACAAUGACGUUUGGCCGGAUGUGGAGAGCCUGCCUGACUACAAAAACACUUUCCCCAAAUGGAAGGAGGGCAGCCUGUCCUCCAUGGUGAAGAACCUGGACAAGAACGGCCUGGACCUGCUGGCGAAAAUGUUGAUCUACAAUCCUCCCAAGAGGAUCUCUGCACGUGAGGCCAUGACCCACCCAUACUUUGAUGACCUGGACAAGUCCACGCUGCCCGCCGCCUGCAUCAACGGCGUCUGAAGGCCUGAGCCCCCCCGUUCUUCUGUAAAUACUUGUGUGUUUGUGUUGGAAAUAUUUUCCAGAAAAAUGUGUGAAUAAAGGUUUUCAUCAAGUGUU